Effrenium voratum is the source of this 1566-nucleotide messenger RNA. NCBI's taxonomy places the organism in Eukaryota, Dinophyceae, Suessiales, Symbiodiniaceae. The record is from the annotation of a GenBank genome assembly.
AUGGCACUGCUUCCAUGCAGCAGCCCAGGGCGCCGAAUUUCAAGAGUUUCCCACCAGGAGACAGGAUGUUGCAGGCUUGGGUGCCGGCGAUUCCGAGCUCAUUGCCCAGUUUCUAGCCGAGGAGGAGAGGCUGAUAAGAUCUUCGCCCUCCUCACGGGCGGUGAGAUCGAGUUCCAGCAGUGGUACCACAUGCCCGACAAGAAGAAGCCCCACGACCCGCUGCUCCGACUGCAGCGUACCAAGGUGGCCAUGGCGGACCCGGAGGAGUCAGGGUUGCCCUGGUACCGGUUCCCUGUGAACGACCAGCAGCGCUACGGGGUUUUGCCCAUGUCCCCAACAGUGCGAGCCCUGUGCGACCGGGUGAAUUCACGAUUGGGCAUCCGCUUUAACCACGUCGUGGUCUUGUACUACGCGGACGGAAACGAUUGCAUUGGGUACCACAAGGACAAAACCUUGGACCUCGAUGAGGGCUCCCCAAUCGUGAGCCUCUCCUUGGGCCGGCCUGGGCGUCCCUAUGUUUUGCGGGAUGACAUCUUCGCCCCCAAGCAGGAGAUGGAGAUCUUCCUGCCGCAUGGCGGUCUCUUUGCGCUGGGCCCAAAGAGCAACGCCCGCUUCUACCACUCGAUCCGGCAAGCGCCACUGGAGAGCACCCAGCCCCGGGUUUCCAUCACCUUCCGGAAGGUCGCGACCUUCAAAACUGCUGAGGGCAAAUUGGAGGGGAAAGGCGCGGACCAUCCCAGCUUGAAUUGGCCCACGGCGCUGAACGGCCAGCACCGCAGCGACGAGGAUCUGACGAAGCCGCUGCACGUGGAAGUGCCGCCGCCGGCACGCCAGGCGAAGCAGAAGGUAAGGAAGGCGCCGGAGAAUCUGUCAGCAGCUGACCUGGAGGUGCUGCGCACUUGCCUGCAAGAGGCCCAGCUGGAGCGCUUUUUCGCGCAGGGGGACCUGAAGGGCGCGGGCCACGCGGCGCGGAAUGUGCUCCAACGCCCGGACCUGGCGAAGGCGCUGGGGCGCCGCAUCGGGGAGGCCUACAAUGCCUGGCAGAAGAAGCAGAAGGCGCAGGAGCCCGCUGCACCCAAGCCAGCGGAAGAAGCAAAGGCGGCAUUGGUGCCGGAGGCAGCUGGUGGGCUGGUGGCCAGCUGCUUGGCCUUCGGCGCCAGGCUGGCGCGGUGGUGCGGGCCCCAGGGCGCCACGCCCCAGGAGAUCCUGAAGUUCUGGUUUGGGGAGGCGCCGUACAAGUUCCGCUCCGGGCUCUGGUGGCGGGGCAUUGACCCAGCGGCCCCGCUGGAGGGGCCCGGCUCCACGGACCGCCGCAUCUUGGAGCGCUACGGCCCGCUGAUUCGCAGCUGCCGGAACGGAGUGGAAUCCUCCAAGGUCAGCUCUUGGACUUCCAGCUGGGAGGGCAGGUGCGCUUUGGUCCUGCUUCUGGACCAGUUCCCCCGAAAUGCCUUCCGGGGCACUGCGGAGAUGUUCCAGUACGAUGCCUUGGCACAAUCCUGGGCGCGGCGCGCAAAGGAGAGGAGGACGUGCCUUGGCCUCACAAGCUUUUCUGCUAUGUGGCCCUGA